GAACAUGAAAUGAAUGAGGUUAAAUCACAGCUAGAUAAAGCAAACCAAGAAAACCUAGAAUUGUUGACUAAAAAGGAUGAAUUGCUUAAAACUUGUGCUGUGUUUGAAGAAGAAAAGCAGAAGAUGGUGGUAUAUCAAAAGAACAUCAUCGAUGAAAAGAAUUCAGCUAUUAUGGAAAAGGAAGACCUUAGUCAGAAGCUUGUAUCUUUUAAAGAAGACAUGGAUAGGAAGCAAGCAGAAUAUACCAGUGAAGUACAUACCCUUACAGCAGAAAAGGAGAAUAUUCUAGCUGAAAAAUUAGGGCUUGAAAACAAACUUUCUGCUUUACUUGUAGAGCGUGAUGAGUUACUGAUUAGAACCAAAGAUCUAACUACUGAAAUGGAAGAACUCUUGUUGAAGCAAAAUGACUUAAACGUGAGUAUUACAGAUUUGCUCCAAGAAAAGGAUAAUAUUGUUGAUAAUUGUAAUGAAUUAACAGCUGAAGUAAGAGCAGUUAGAAAAGAACUUGAAAGGGCACAGAAAGAAAAUGAAGAACUUCUGGUCUCCAAGGAAAGUCUUACAAACUUGCUUGAAGAAAUUAAGACCAAUAGUAGUAUAUCAGACUCUGAGCGUGUUAACCUCCUACAAGAAAAGGAGAUGUUGCUUUCUUCUGAGAGGAAGUUGACUACAGAAAUAGGGGAUCUGUUAAGGAAAAAUGAGGAGCUUGAGGCUAAAUGUCAGAGGUGCACAGAAGAGGCUCAGCUUGCACAGGACAAACUGACAGGUGACUUUAAUAAUGUAAAAAGUGCAAAGGAGAUGAUGAUGCUACAGAUGUCAGACUUAGAAAAAAAACUUCAAUCUGUGUCUGCAGAGAAUGCUGCCUUUAAGGCAAUAAACACAGAGCUCCAAUCCAAAGAGGAAUCGAUUGUUGAUGAAUUAUCCAGCAUAAAAGCCAAGUUGGAGUGUUCUGAGUCUGCAAACCUUAUGUUAUUACAAGAGAAAGGCAAUCUGUUAGCAAAGAUUGACUCACUAAAUGGGGAUGUCAUGGGAGCAAAGAAACGCGCUGAAGAAUUGACUAAAACUAAUGACAGCCUUACAUUCGAACUUGAACAAACAAUGAAUGACACAGCUUCUCUCAAAAUAGAGUUUAAUCAUAAUUUAGCAGAACUACAGUCUUUGCGUGAGGAUUAUAAUAAAUGUUCUCAUGACAAGGAAUUUUUGACAAAAGAGAGCGAGAACUUACUGGAAAAAUGCAAUGAACUUAAUACACAUAUUACACAUUUUGAGCAGAGGUUAAUUGAAGAGAGAGAUGCUUUUAAAAAUGAAAAAGAAUGUCUGGAACUAAAAUGUACAAAGCUUCAACAAGGUUUGGACAACAUGGAGGAAGAAAAAGAUCAGAUGGUAUUUCAAAGUAAAGAGCUUCAGUGUAAGUAUGACAAGCUUUUGGAGCAGAAAGAGAACGUAGAGAAUCUUCUCCACUCUCUUACCCAGGAAAGGGAGAGCUUAGAACUCAAGAGCAUCAGACUUUCCUCCAACUUGGAAGAGCUUGACCAGAAUGUUGCUUCUCUAAACAAGUCAAAGGCAGAGUUACAAGAUUUGUAUAAUGGUGUUUACAAGCAGUUGGAAGACCUUCGCGGUCAGCAUGAAGUUUCAGAAAAGGAGUUAGAAAAGCUGCGUCAAGAGAGGUCUUGUUUGGUAUUCACACAUGAAAACCUAGAAAGCACAUAUUCAGCUAUUUUGCAAGAAAAGGAAACUGCCCUGAAGAAGUGUGACAGUCUGUCUGAACAAGUGGUUGCAUUAACCAGAGACAACUUGGAAGUGUCAGGUCUGGCUGAGCAGCUGAAGGUUCAAUACCAGACUAUACUGGAUGCAAAAGAGGAGCUGAUGUUGAAGUUUGAUGAGCUUCAGGUUGAGAAGAAGAGCCAAGAAGAAAAAAUUAAUGAGGUUUCACAAAUUGCAGAAGAAGCUUGCCAGAAAAUUGAACAGGUGACUGCAGAGAAAAAUGCAAUGCUCAAAGAGAGGGUCGAGACAGUUACUGCUAUGGAAGAGCUAAGGAAAUUGCACAGUGAUCUGCAAAAAGAACUUGAAAGCCUUAGAAAACAGCAAGAAUCAGCUGCGGAACAAAUAAACAAGACAAAUGGUCUUCUGAAAGGGGAAUGUAUGAAAACAGAAGCUCUCAAGAAAGAGUUGGAAGAGCUGAGGCAGGCAGCCGAGCACAAGUCCCAGCAGUUAUCAGCUCUGCAGGAGGAGAACCUCAAACUUGCAGAGGAGCUUGGAAGGAGCAAAGAGGAAGUAUCAACUAACCAAAAAAGCUUGAAGAGGAGAGAUCAGUAUUAAAUAACCAACUGCUAGAAAUGAAAAAAAGAGAAUCUAUUAUAAAGAAAGAGUUUGAUGAAGAGAAGUCCUCUCUACAGAAGUCUCUCUCCAGUACCAGUGCCUUGGCCACUGAAAAAGACAAAGAACUGGAAAGACUUCGGAAGGAGGUUACAGUAUUGCGGGGAGAGAAUGAGUCUGCAAGAAGCUUGCAGUCAGCAUUGAAGUCACUGGAGUCUGAAAAAGCCAAGCUGGAAAUAAAGGUGCAGAACCUGGAGAAGGAACUCAUCGAGAACAAGACGCAGCUCAAUAAUUUAUCAAACUCUUCAGGCGAUGCCUCAUUCAGCAGCCAGUACCAGGAGGAUAAGACAUCCAUGGAAAGCCAGGUUGAUUUUCUGAAUUCUGUAAUUGUUGACCUUCAAAGAAAAAAUGAUGAUUUGAAACUGAAGAUUGAUCAGAUGGUUGAAGCAUCACUAAAUGGGAACAAUGUAGAAGAUUUGGACAACCAUGACAGCUUAAAUGGCACACAAGCCAAGAAAAAAGUGCCCCCUCGCCUUUUCUGCGAUAUUUGUGAUUGUUUUGACCUGCAUGAUACAGAAGACUGCCCGACACAGACUCAGUUACCUGACUCUCCUCCUCAUUCUAACUUCCAUGGAAACAGAAAAGAAGAGAGGCCAUACUGUGAAAUCUGUGAGGUGUUUGGCCACUGGACAAGCACCUGCAAUGAUGAUGAGACCUUCUAA
Molecule: messenger RNA, 3035 nt
Organism: Staurois parvus
Lineage: Eukaryota; Metazoa; Chordata; Amphibia; Anura; Ranidae
Source: the annotation of a GenBank genome assembly